AUGAGUGCUAGAAGUGAUGAAAAAAGUAUUUGGCAGCCAGAGAGUUUUCACAAAUCAAUUGGACCAAUUUUAGCAAUAAGCCAGUCAUUUGGAUUACUUCCAGUUUCUGGAGUGUGCACAGACAAUUCAAAUAAAUUGUCAUUUAGAAUUGUUGGAGCAAUUUUAGGAUGUGUUUUUUAUGGAAGUAUAUUUACUGAGUAUUUAAUUUUUUUUUAUCUACCAACAAAAUGGAUUAAGCUACAACAAGAAUGGCAAUUGAUGGAAAUUCAAUUGAACAAGUUUAAUAAUAACUGUCCAAAACUUCGAUGGAAAUUUAAUACAAUAACAAUUGUCAUGAUAUUACUGUCAACUAUCGAACAUAUUCGUAGAAUUGUUGAAAUAAUGGCAAUGAAAGAAGAUCCAAAAUUUUUUGUCAAUAUGGCCGAAGAAAUUUUUUUAUUUGUCAUAAAUAUUUAUACAUCAUACAUAUGGAAUUUCACUGAUCUUUUCAUCAUGCUGGUGUCAACUGGUUUAGCUGAAAGAUAUAAAUUUUUAAAUAAUAUUGUGAUCAAUACAACCAUCUGGAAUAAUCAUGAAAAUUAUUGGGAUCAACUUAGAAUUUGUUAUGGAAAAUUAAGUAAACUUGUUAAAAAUACUGAUCAAGUUAUUUCACCUUUGAUAUUUAUAUCUUGUACACAUUAUUUUUUUCUAAUUUGUCUUCAAUUACUACUUUGGAUUUCACGAGAUGACACUGUGACAUUUGCAGCAGUAUUUCCAUUUUUUUCAUUUGGAUUUAUGGUUUUUAGCACCAAUGCUGUUAUGUUUUCAGCAUCAAGGAUAAAUGAUCAUAGUAAAAAAAUUUUACCAACUGUUUACGAGUGUCCAUCUGUUGAAUAUACAAAUGAGGCAAAACGAUUGCAAGAUCAAAUGACCAGUGAUGACAUUACACUUACUGGUCUUAAUUUUUUUUCAAUAACAAGAAAUUUUAUGCUCGCUGUCGCGGGAACAAUGGUAACAUAUGAAAUUGUUUUACUACAAUUUUCAGAUCCAAAAAAAGGUGUUUAUUAA
Molecule: messenger RNA, 1047 nt
Organism: Aphidius gifuensis
Lineage: Eukaryota; Metazoa; Arthropoda; Insecta; Hymenoptera; Braconidae
Product: gustatory receptor for sugar taste 64f-like
Exons: 9
Coding region: 1-1047 (348 amino acids)
Biological process (GO): detection of chemical stimulus involved in sensory perception of taste; sensory perception of chemical stimulus
Cellular component (GO): membrane
Molecular function (GO): taste receptor activity
Source: RefSeq, a predicted model, not a curated record